UCUUAGGAUCAAACUUUGAGCUUCCUCGGCUUUCCUGUGCAUGUGAAGUCAACAGGUUGAGCUUGAGGUUAAUACUGAGUGGCUUCUGAUCUACCAGCUGACUUAUCUCGGAGGGAAAAUGAGCUCCAGUGGUCUUGCUCCUCUUUCCAGCCGCAGCAGCCAAGAGAACAUCUCUGCUCAGGGAAGGGUGGAUGGUCCUCGUGUGAAGGCUGGGCAGAGGGUUGUGCUGGGUGUUCUGACUGAAAAUGAUCAUAACAGGACUUGUUGCCAGGGUGUUCCAGCUAAAAGUGGGUCAGCACUGCACAGUGUGUCUAGCCAUGGCAUCAACACCUCUUACCAGUCCAGUUCUGCAUUUGGUGCUUUGGUGGCAGAACCAGCUGUGGUACAUGCACCCAGACCUGCUGGAGAGCAAUCGGCUGCUUCACUCAUUCAUCCUUCAGAGCUUCACGUACUGAGUGCUGUAAACGACUUCAGCUCAGGAUCAUGUUUGGAUGCUUCGAUGCAGUCCCUGUCCGAGGAGGAACUUGCUCCUUUUGAGGACGUCUUAUCUGUUGCUGAAUAUGCAGAGGACAUCCAUAAACACCUUCGAGAGAGCGAGCUGAGAUACAGGCCCAAGCCUGGUUAUAUGAGAAAGCAGCCGGACAUUACCAACAGUAUGAGGGUCAUCUUGGUUGACUGGCUUGUCGAGGUCGCUGAAGAAUACAAGCUGUGCUCCGAGACCAUCCUUUUGGCCGUGAACUACCUGGAUCGCUUCCUGUCCUGCAUGUCUGUGCUCCGUGGGAAGCUGCAGCUUGUGGGGACUGCUGCGAUACUCGUGGCUGCGAAAUACGAGGAGAUCUACCCACCAGAGGUGGAGGAGUUCGUCUACAUCACGGAUGACACGUACACAAAGAAACAGCUGCUGCGGAUGGAGCACCUUAUCCUCAAAGUGCUGUCCUUCGACAUGACCGCUCCUACGAGCCACCAGUUUUUGAUGCAGUACCUCUUGGUAGAGGGUGUCUGUGCCAAAACGUCGAACCUUGCCUUGUAUCUUUCAGAGCUGAGCCUGCUUGAGGUGGACCCUUUUCUGCAGUAUCUUCCGUCCAAGAUUGCUGCUGCAGCUUACUGCCUGGCCAACUACACCCUAAACAGGAACCUAUGGCCUGAUGCCCUGUACACUUUCACUGGCUACACUCUGGCAGAGAUUGCACCAUGUUUAGUUGCAAUCCAUAAUCUCCACCUCGGCGCAGAGAGCCGCCCCCAGCAGGCCAUCCGUGACAAGUACGAGAGCACAAAAUACUGCAGUGUGUCCCUAAUUAAACCAGUUGGGGCUCUUCCACUGCACUGACGUCCUGUGGCUCCCUGUCUGAAGAGUGGUGAAGAAUCUGCAGCGCUUAUGUGUUCACUGUAAAUACUGGAUGAAAUUGCUUUUUAAACAUUUUUAAACUUUAGUGUGAUUUUUAUCAUAGUACUUUUUUAUGAAAUCAAGUCAAUAAAAUGACAACUUGUUUCCUAUAGCUCUUAUGUAGUAAUGUGAGUAUGGAGGCCAGGUUCUGUCUCUGCUGGCAUUGGAUAUGAAGUGUUGCUCACUGUUGCUACUCCAGGUCACUUUACUCUGCUGUCUCACUCUUGCAGAGUGGUGGACCUACUGUUGUGUAUGGCUGUAAAUAAAUUGAACAAGUUGA
This is a messenger RNA of Pygocentrus nattereri (red-bellied piranha), 1664 nucleotides long. It is a transcript of the gene ccna1, whose product is annotated as cyclin A1. The coding region runs from base 119 to 1327 and encodes 402 amino acids. Gene Ontology annotation, molecular function: cyclin-dependent protein serine/threonine kinase regulator activity. The transcript has 9 exons. Gene Ontology annotation, cellular component: cytoplasm; cyclin A2-CDK2 complex; nucleus. The record is from RefSeq and is a predicted model, not a curated record. Gene Ontology annotation, biological process: regulation of cyclin-dependent protein serine/threonine kinase activity; mitotic cell cycle phase transition. NCBI's taxonomy places the organism in Eukaryota, Metazoa, Chordata, Actinopteri, Characiformes, Serrasalmidae.